Messenger RNA from Paramecium sonneborni, 3322 nucleotides. The record is from the annotation of a GenBank genome assembly. NCBI's taxonomy places the organism in Eukaryota, Ciliophora, Oligohymenophorea, Peniculida, Parameciidae.
AUGAGUGACUCAAUAGACUAAUGUAAUUAGUAAUCUUGUUUUUAAGAAGAUAACUUUCAAGGACCCAAUUUGAUGAUGGUUUCUGAAAGAAUUUUACUAGGAGAUGGAGAUUUCUUUUAAAAAUCUCCUGACAGUAAUUCAGUUUCUAUAAGAGAUCAAUCAAAGAAUUAAGAUUUUAGCAAAGACUUAAUAGAUGCUGUUCCUAUUGAUAUGCAUAAAUCAUAUAAAGGAUUAAGAAAAUCAGAAUAUUAAUCAGCUUAUGCAAUAGAAGAGGAAUUAGAAACUGGUGGUAAACCGUAAUUCUUAAAACUUAUAAUCUCUAAGAGUUUACAAAAUAACUUCAUUAAUAAUUUAUGGAAUAGAAGCUAUUUGAGAAAGUUACAUUAACUAACAUCUUUUCAAGUAUAAGCUUUAGAUGAUUUAUAAUUUGAAAAUGAAAUUUAUUAAGAAGAAUAUGAUAGUAAGAAAGAAAUCAACAAUUGUGAAAUUAUUAAGAAGUUUUUUCUAUAGAUAGAAGUGUUUACGCCAUAUAGCAAAUUAAUUUUUAUUUGGGAUUUGUUUUAAAUUUUCACAUAUGUUUUGAUUUUUUUUUGGCUACCAUAUAAGAUUUCAUUUUAAUUAGAUUUCAUUGGAUAAUUAUUAAAUGAAAAAUCCUAAAAUUAAAUGAUUGAGAUACUUUUAUUGACAAUAUUAAGUUUUGAUGUAAUUGUUGGAUUGAAUUUAGCAUUUAUAUAUAAAGGGAUAAUAAUUAAAGAUAGAAAAAGAAUAAUUGCAAAUUAUUUCAGAUAAUAUGCAUUUGUAGACCUUGUAAAUAUAAAAAUGUAUAUUAGUAAAUAAGGUUUCAAUAAGUACAGUGACAAUUCAAUUCUUUAUAUUAAAUGAUAGUCAAGAAGAUCAUGAAAUAGAUAAUAACUUAACAUUAUAAAUAAUAUUUUGUGUAAUAUUUUAUGUAUUAAGAAUGACUAAAAUAAAUAAAAUAUUAGCAUAGAUAUAAGAGUAUAAUAUUGAAUAAAUUAAUAGAUUUUUUAAUUUAAAUGGAUCCUUAAAUGAUUUAGUUGGAUUACUAAAGUUAACAAUGAUAAUAUUAUUUAUUGCCCAUAUUUGUGCUUGUGUUUGGCAUGGAGUAGCAUUUUAUAAUGAUUCUUAUUCUUGGUUAGAUGCAUAUAAUUUGAGAGAUUAAGGAAAUGCAUCAAAAUAUAAUACAGCAAUAUAUUGGGCUACAAUGACAAUGACUACAGUUGGAUAUGGAGAUAUAACAGCAAAAAAUAAUUAUGAAUUAUUGAUAAAUAAUUUGACUAUGUUUAUAGCAUCAAUAGUUUUUGCAUAUUCAGUAAAUAGUAUUGGAAUAUUUGUAUCAAAUAUGUAUAAAGGAACUAUGGAAUACAGUAGAAGUGUGACUUUAAUUAAUACUUUUAUGUCAAAAAAUAAGAUUUAAUUUGAAUUAUAGACUAGGAUCAGAAGUUAUUUAGAAUAUAUUUGGUAAGAAGAAUAAAAUAUGAAUGAUGAUGAAGUUUCACAAAUAAUAUGUAAAUUAAGUAGUCAUCUUUAAGAGGAACUUUAGUUUUAAUUAAGGGGGAAUAUUCUUAGAAAUUGUAAGGUUAUGAUAAAAAUAUUUUCUGAAAAAAUGAUCAAAUGUUUAUUAGGAUAGAUGGAGGAAUAAAGUUUUUCCCCUGAAGAAAGAAUUAUAACUAUUAAUUAAAUUGAUGAUGGUUGCUUAUAUAUUAUUACAAAAGGAGAAAUUGAAUUAAUUUUUGAAGGCAUGAAUAGUUUAAAUGAUAGAGUAAAGAAAAAUAGUUUAAAAUUUUUAACGACAGGUGAUUUCUUUGGUGAAUUAUCAUUUUUUACAGGAGAACCAAGAAAAUGCACAGCAAUUUCUAGAGGAUUCACAAAAGUAUUUAAAAUAAAUAGAGAGAACUUCUUGAAAGUAUUAUCUUCUUUUCCAAAUGAUUAUGAAAAAUUUUGUGAAGUGAAACAUUAAUUAAAAUAAGGAGAUUUUAGUUCAUUAUAGAUAUCAUGUUACAGUUGUUAAAGUAAUUAACAUUUGAUGGAUUCUUGUAAUUAUUUGCAUUUUUGUGUAGAUAAGGAGGCAAUUUUAAAAAAAGAACUUUAUCCUUAUUAUUAAAAUCGAUCUAGAUUAACUAUUAGAGGUGCAAAAACAUUUAAAUAUAAAUGGAAUCUAUAUAAACAUUUAAUUUAAAGAGCGAAAGAUUUUUAAACUGAUUUUUAUUAAUAACGUACAGAGAAUGAAAUUGAUGAAAAUGAAUAACCUUCACAAAUUGCUAAUGAUAAUUUCACUUAUGAAGAUGAAUCAAAAAGUAAAUAUUUUAAUUAUUAUUAUUUAGUUGAAAUUGAUGUACCUUCAACAUUGAAUUAAAGAAGUAAUUCAAGAACAUUAAGUAGAGUAAGUUCAAAGCCUAAUUAAGUUGUUUAUGAAGAAGAUGAAGAUUAAAAAAUGUAUACAAGAAAAGUAGUAAAUCCAAGAGGGACAUUAUAAACAGCAGGAUUUGGUAGUGCAAGUUUAAGGGAAAGCAAAAAAUUUGAUUUAACUAAAGAUUAUGAAAUAGAAUAACCUAUUUCUGAAGAAUCAUCAUCAGAGGAAAAAGAUUAAAUCAUUAUACCUUCAGUGUAAAAAUCGACUUAAGAUCGUCUCAUAAAAUAAAAAAUUACUUUUAUUAGAAAAGAAUCAUCAGAAGAUAUAGUACCUAGAUAGGCAUCUCUUCGUUCUAGAACUCUUACUUAAAAUAAAUUACAAUAAGAAUUAUUGAAAAGAAGCACAACUCCAGAUAAACUUACUUCGGAAAUAGAAAUAUCACCUAAUAAUAAUAAUAAUAUCAAAAGAUAAGCUGGAAAGAAACAGUCUAUGGCAAAGACUUUUUCUAAGUAAAUUUAAGAAACUACAGAAGCCAAUUAAAAUAUGACUUCCGGAAUGGAUAAUUAAACUUAUUUACCAACAAUACCUUAAAUAUUUUCUCAAUUUGAUAAAAUGUAGAUAUUUACUCAUUUUUUUCCUUUUAGUAAUUACGAUAUUGUAAUCAAAAGAUAUUCAAGAAUUUAAAAAUUCUUUGGUAAAAAAAGAUAGUAUCCUGAAUCAUCAAAAUACUCAUUUUAUUUUAUGACAAUUAAGAAAGGGUGGAAAUUAAGAAAACUUGGAGAAAAACUUUAAGGCUUUAGAUUAGUAGAUAACAUAAAGAAACCAUUUGUUAAAACAAUCUAAGUAGGCAAAGUUAUUAGAACCAAAAAUGUAUUAAAUACUUUAGUCAAUAAUGGAUAACCAAGUCCUAUAUUGAAAAAUGGAUAAGAUAGAUUAGAAGAUAAUUAAUGA